AUGGAGGACAAAAUCAACUCCUUCGCAACAUCCUGMUUAAGAGUUAUGCUCGGAGUCAAACGAACGGACCGAAUCSCAAACACAGAGAUACMMGYCAGGACUGAAACAAARCCAUUGAUUCAGCAAAUUAUAACCCGUCAGCUGAAAUUUUUGGGUCAUAUCCUGCGACUCUCCGACAAGGAACCCGUCAAGUGCUAUGCUCUAUACAUCCCACCACACGGAAAGAGGAGACCAGGCCAACCUCGAAUGUCAUACCUUAAAUACAUUCAACAGCGGCUGGGGGAYGGCGAUGGCUCUCUUCGGCCUGACCAGAUUGCUGUCAUGGCGCAAAACCGGGUGCAGUGGAGAGAGAUUGUGGUCGCCUGA
Messenger RNA from Exaiptasia diaphana, 366 nucleotides. RefSeq lists its product as uncharacterized. The record is from RefSeq and is a predicted model, not a curated record. Bases 1 to 366 code for a protein of 121 amino acids. The transcript has a single exon. Lineage: Eukaryota; Metazoa; Cnidaria; Anthozoa; Actiniaria; Aiptasiidae.